CUCCUCCGCUUCACCGCCGCCAUCCACAACAUCGGCCGCGUGGACUUCCGCCCGGACGCCCCCAAGGCGGCCUGGAUCUGGCACAGCUGCCACCGGCACUACCACAGCAUGGAGGUCUUCGCCCACUUUGACCUCUUCAGCCUGGGCACCGGAGAGAGGGUGGCAGAGGGGCACAAGGCCAGCUUCUGCCUGGAAGAUAAUCUCUGCAAGGAGGACGCCAGCAAACGGUUCGUCUGCGCCAACUACGGCGACCAGGGCAUCAGCGUCGGCUGUGUGGACAUUUACAAGUACGACCUCGACUGCCAGUGGAUCGACAUCACCGACAUCAGCCCGGGCGCCUACCGCCUGCAGGUGCGCAUCAACCCCGAGCAGAAGGUGCCGGAGGCGAACUUCCGCAACAAUGUCGUCAGCUGUCACUUCCUCUACACGCCCAUCGGCGGCCUGGUCACCAACU
Rhagoletis zephyria (snowberry fruit fly) is the source of this 454-nucleotide messenger RNA. RefSeq names its product lysyl oxidase homolog 2-like. Gene Ontology annotation, molecular function: protein-lysine 6-oxidase activity; copper ion binding. The record is from RefSeq and is a predicted model, not a curated record. NCBI's taxonomy places the organism in Eukaryota, Metazoa, Arthropoda, Insecta, Diptera, Tephritidae. Gene Ontology annotation, biological process: peptidyl-lysine oxidation.